Molecule: messenger RNA, 1593 nt
Organism: Cottoperca gobio
Lineage: Eukaryota; Metazoa; Chordata; Actinopteri; Perciformes; Bovichtidae
Product: ecto-ADP-ribosyltransferase 5-like
Exons: 2
Molecular function (GO): NAD+-protein-arginine ADP-ribosyltransferase activity; NAD+ poly-ADP-ribosyltransferase activity
Source: RefSeq, a predicted model, not a curated record
AGAUAAGUGUAUUGAACCCUCUGUCAGGGAAGACUGCAUAGACAGACAAGGCUGUCACAUUGAAAGCUGUUUCUGACUCCACAAGUUGCCAGAGAUUAUUUUAUUUAACAGUGUCUCCAGGUUUUGGUGGAAGAUGGCAAUGAUGGCAGUUUGGGCAGCAAUGCUAAUCACAUAUGGACUCUCUACAGGAAUUGCAAUGCGCUUCGCUGAACCCAGGCUAAAUAGUUGCCUUCAACUGGAUACGGCUCCAGACUCUGUUGAUGACAUGUAUGAUGGCUGCAAAGUCCAAAUGAAGUCUAAGGUGCAAACUGAAUACUUGGAGAAUGAAAAAAACGGAGACUGCAACUUCCAAAAGGCCUGGGAUGAAGCAGAGAAAUACCACAACCAAAAAUGGAAGCGUAAAAUCAGAAAGCGACCUCCCACCUACCUGGGGAAAGAACAGAUAAUGGCUAUUUAUGUUUAUACCCUCGACAAGCCAAACAUCUAGCUUGAUUUUAAUAAUGCAGUUCGAACCCAGAAACAUGAGUACGAUACCAGUUUCAGGUAUCACACCCUUCACUUUUUCCUGACUGACGCCCUCCAAACUCUCAACGCUCGCAAACCUGAAGGGGAAAGAUGUCUCACUGGCUACCGCAGAGUCAACACCUACUUUAGUCGAGAUGUUCUCAACAAGGAGAUUCGCUUUGGCUCCUUCACCUCCAGCUCAAUGGGUCAGUACACCAGCACCAAUUUUGGGGAGAAGUCAUGCUUUGAGAUUGUCACAUGCUUGGGAGCAGAUAUCUCGCUGUACUCUAAGAUUGGCGAUUUAGAAGGAGAAAUUCUGAUUCCUCCUUAUGAGGUCUUUAAAGUCACAGAGAUAAAGACCCGAUCUGACGAUCUGAGUCUUCCAUGUGAAGUGGUCUAUAAAGUCAAAAGUACACGCGAGCCUCUUUCCAAUUUGAAUUGUGCUCUUUUCUGAAAUAAGCAAGCUCACACAGGAAAUGCAAUUUUGCAAUGUACUAUAUUAAGUAUUGCAAAUGAUCUUUAAUCAAAUAUCAUUUGAAUAUGGAAUUCUUUGUUAUACACACAGGAAACGACAUUAUUUCUUUAAUAAUUUGACAAUAUCAAAUUAAAUUUAAAAAUUGAAUAGCCAGAGGUGUGGAGGUUAUACCGUGCAACACAUGUUAAAGAAAGGACCAUAUAGAUAAAUGAAUAUAAAUUAUAAGUAAUUGUAAUUGUUAUAAUGGAUCUGUCUUGUUGAGAAUAUUAAAUCACUUUUCAGCCCAACAGAGAGAGACAGUGGAUUUAAUAAAAUGCUGAACAUAUUAUGAAGAGUAUUAAUGUGGAUUGUUCCAAAUAACUCACACUGUGGGUGAAUGAGAAAUAGUAAAUGGCAUUAAAGAGCUUUUCAGAGACUGAUUAAGCAUCUGUGAAGCGUCGGUCGCUUUUCUGUGAGGAAAUGUGUGUUGAAUAUCAAGAGUUGGUCACUGUAUAAUACAUUGUGUUGAGUAUUUCCCAUGUAAUCUGCAUUUAAACUGGAAGCAUAAUCCUUCCCACAAUGUUAUUGUAUCAAAUGUCAAUGUGUCCAGAAAAAAACAAUAAACACCCGCUUGU